GAAUAAGUGUUGAACAGUUCUAUAAUGGCACUUUUACCUGUAGAAAGAGACACUUUUGUAGAUUCAAAUACUUUGAAAGAGACUUGUUCUUUAACGAAAUUGCAAGCUCUCCAGAUUCAGAAAAAUUUGAUUAAACUUUGGGAACCUGCACGUGAAAUAUGGGCAUUAAAAUAUGGAAGCUACUUUGUUGGAAUAUCAGCUUCUAUGACGUCGUUAAUGAUUAAUAGUUUAUUCAAACGUAAAUUAAAAUUACACUAUGCUGGAGAAAUAGUAACAACGCUUGCUUUGAUGAUAGGUCCAGCGGGAUUAGCAACUUUUAUUCACGAUACCUAUAUUACAGACAAUAUAUUGUUAUACAAAAAACAGUGUCCAAUAUGCACUGAAGUAAAAGCAAGUUUAUACUUAAAUGCCAAUGCUAUACUAUAUCCUUUACUUCUAUCACCAGCAAUAACUCUUGCGGUGGCAGGAAAUCUGGGAUUAAGAAUUCCAUAUAUAUAUGAAGUUAAAGAGAUUUCUAAAUUUUGGUGGAGUGUUGUUAAACCUGCAUUUAAUCAUCUUACAGUUGCAUUUUGUUUAAAUUCACUUCUUGCUGGUGUGGUUGUAUAUAAACAGUUUGAAGCAGCAGACAGAAUGGCAAAUAUUAUACGGAAAGUUAAAGAAUAUACUGAAAGAAAUCAAAUAGAGAAAGAAGCUUAAAUAUCUUGAUUUAGUAUAUUCUGUAUAUAUAUAUAUUUAUGUAUGAUGCAAUACAUAUUUAAACAUGUAUUUAUAAAUGUAGUGAAAAU
Messenger RNA from Megachile rotundata (alfalfa leafcutting bee), 785 nucleotides. Its product is annotated as transmembrane protein 126. The record is from RefSeq and is a predicted model, not a curated record. Gene Ontology annotation, cellular component: mitochondrion. NCBI's taxonomy places the organism in Eukaryota, Metazoa, Arthropoda, Insecta, Hymenoptera, Megachilidae. Gene Ontology annotation, biological process: mitochondrial respiratory chain complex I assembly.